Indicator indicator is the source of this 987-nucleotide messenger RNA. RefSeq names its product SLC2A4 regulator (gene SLC2A4RG). Gene Ontology annotation, cellular component: nucleus. NCBI's taxonomy places the organism in Eukaryota, Metazoa, Chordata, Aves, Piciformes, Indicatoridae. Gene Ontology annotation, biological process: regulation of transcription by RNA polymerase II. The transcript has 7 exons. Bases 13 to 987 code for a protein of 324 amino acids. Gene Ontology annotation, molecular function: RNA polymerase II cis-regulatory region sequence-specific DNA binding; DNA-binding transcription factor activity. The record is from RefSeq and is a predicted model, not a curated record.
AGCCGGGAAGCCAUGCUGCGGGCCCUGGAUGCCGGCCUGGAGCAGUGCCUGGCGCUGCACUCGGCCUACAUCCCUGUGCCACCAUGCCACAGGAAGCUCUCGGGCAAGGCAGGCAUCGAUGAGGUGAUGGCAGCCACGGUGCUCACCAGCCUCUCCACCAGCCCACUGGUCCUUGGUCACCCACCAGCCACCCCUGCCCCAGAGCCAGGUGGUGAGGUCUGGAAGGAGGUGCCUGCCAUGUCCUCCAGCUGCAGCAGCAGCAGCAACACCAGUGGGGACUGGAGCUGGGACCCCCCCAGUGACCGUUCCACGCCCUCCACCCCCUCACCUCCACUCUCCAGCCAUGUGCCCAGCACCUUCCUGCCCACCCUGCUGCCCGAUGAGGAGCCCGACGGCUCCCACUUCGUCUUUGGGGAGCCCAUCCCAAGGAAGAGGAAGAACUCCACCAAGGUGAUGUUCAAGUGCUUGUGGAAGAGCUGCGGCAAAGUCCUCAGCAGCUCCUCAGGGAUGCAGAAGCACAUCCGAACCCUGCACCUUGGCCGCAAAGCCGACCCGGAGCAGAGCGAUGGAGAGGAGGACUUCUACUACACAGAGCUGGACGUGGACGUGGAGUCGCUGACGGAUGGGCUCUCCAGCCUCACCCCGGUCUCGCCCACCUCCUCGGUGCCGCCCACCUUCCCCGGCCCCGAGGCGCCGCCGCCACCGCCCAGCCCCCACCCGGCGCUGCUGUCUCCCUGCAGCCCCGCAGCUCCCCCGGGGCUCUGCCACGUCCACACCGACCACGCGUACCAGGGCUGCCCAACCCCACCACGGCCACCGGUGCCCCCUGCCGCCGCUCUGGCCCCACCGCCACCUAAGCCACCAACCAUUCCCAGGAGGCCGCGGGGGGAGGCCAAGAAGUGCCGCAAGGUGUACGGCAUGGAGAACCGCGAGAUGUGGUGCACGGCCUGCCGCUGGAAGAAGGCCUGCCAGCGCUUCCUCGACUGA